Messenger RNA from Trichophyton benhamiae CBS 112371, 5190 nucleotides. RefSeq lists its product as uncharacterized. The transcript is spliced from 3 exons. NCBI's taxonomy places the organism in Eukaryota, Fungi, Ascomycota, Eurotiomycetes, Onygenales, Arthrodermataceae. The coding region runs from base 1 to 5190 and encodes 1729 amino acids. The record is from RefSeq and is a predicted model, not a curated record.
AUGGCAAACAAUAUUGAUUUUACCUCGUUGAAGGCCAGAGCCAUUGGAUCUGGCCUUGAUGAAGAGGCUGUUACAGUGAACACUCGAGCUCUAAUUGACAAAGUGCUAGCACGAUAUUCUGGAGAAUGGACCGUGUUGCGAGAACUCAUACAAAACGCCUCGGAUGCCUCGGCCACCAGAGUGGUAAUCAAAUUCGAAACUACGCCGUCUAUGACAGUUCCUGCACCUACUACUACAGACGACAGCUCACUAAUAAAACAUGUUAUAUCACAUCACACCAUAAAACGGCUCACGCUGCGAAAUAACGGUACUCCGUUCAGUGCCAAUGACUGGGCUCGGUUGAAGCGGAUAGCAGAAGGGAACCCAGAUGAAACCAAAAUAGGGGCUUUUGGUGUUGGAUUUUACAGUGUAUUUUCUGAUUGUGAAGAACCAUUUGUCUCUUCUGGUAGGGAGGCGAUUGCGUUUUACUGGAAAGAAAACGCACUUUUCACACGUCGUUUAAAACUAGACGAGAGAGACUCCAGCCCUGACACGGUCUUUGUGCUUGAUUAUAGAAAUACAACCUCACCAAUCCCGGGACUCAUGCCUCUCUGCCAGUUUCUUGCCAGCAGUCUUACCUUUGUUGGACUAGAGGCUAUAGAACUUUGGCUGGAUGGUUGGAACCUGUUAAAACUCUCAAAGAAGCUUGCCCCAGGCGUUCCGGUUAUGAUACCCAGAGACAUAUCAACCAAAACUCAGGAUGGAAUAAUGAGGGUAGCUGAUAUAACCCGUGAGGUUGCUCAGCUGAAUGCUACGUGUAUGAAGGCGGUAGGUUGGAAAUCUCCGACUAAUUCAUCUAGGUACGAAGGCAACCGUGUACAUGAUACUACAGCAUCUCUAAGAAGCUUCUUUUCCCGACUUACUGGCUCAUCCACAACUGAUGAUAAAUAUUCAAAAUCUGAGAAGUCUGGCCGGAAUGGCACCGAAGAGAACCUUCUUGCUUACAAUAAUUCCUCCGUCUUCCUCCAAAUCACUACCGGCCACAUCAAGACAUCAGUUUCACAAUCUUUUAGCCACGAGUUAGAGCGGGCAACAAAAAAGCCGCCUCCAAAAACAACGAGGCUUGCGAUACUUACCACGUCAUAUACUGCUUCCCCCAUUUCGGCGAGCCCUGACACACAGGACAUCUUUAGCAGUGUUACCCCAUCCCGUUCUGGAAGAAUUUAUAUCGGUUUCCCGACUCACCAGACCACAGGCUUGAACGCGCAUGUAUCAGCCCCAUCAUUGAUUCCAACCGUGGAGCGAGAGAGCAUAGAUUUAAAUGCUCGUUGGGUUCGUACUUGGAAUCUUGAGCUUCUGCGAGUUGUUGGGAUUGUUUGUAGGAUUGCUUGGUCCGCUGAGAUGUCAUCCCUAAAGGAUCAACUUCUUUUCAGGCUUAAAAAGUCCGGAAGGUCUUAUCUUCAGAAAGAAGAUAUCAGCGCAGUUCUUCCGGAGACCAUUCAUAUUUCAAAUCAGUUUGUCUUUCGGGAGUCAACUCCAACUUCACAAGUACGGCAGGUGGUUGAAGAUUCUUUCUGGACCUGCAGCCAGAAUGCCUACUUGGAGAUCCUAUCUACUCGUGGUAUCCUUCCAAGCCACCAAGUCCGGACUGCGCCAAAGGACCUUAGUUUUAUGGAUGGAAUUCCAGUUCUCCCUGAACAGUUGGUCUCCGAAGCUAGGGGAUUUGUUGGAAGAUUGAUUGAGUUCGGCUUAAUCACCGAAGUCACAAUAACUGAUAUCAAGACCGAGUUAGAGAACAAGGCCUUAACCUCGCCGCAGCUGCAUGAGUUUCUUUCAUGGAUUAUUCAGAAGUCUAAGCACGGGGAAAUUAACAAUGCCACAGUCAAGUCGCUUCUUGCAGUUGCAGUGGCUAACAACGAAGAAGGUGAUAGAGGCUCCGCACUCCUAGUAUUAAGAGAUAUCAGUUGCUUUGCCAAUUUGACCCGUAUCUCACCGGAAUUGCCACUACCCCCUUUUGUUCUUCCGCCUAAAUUUUCAAAACCAUUACCAGCGCCUGGCCUAUUGUCGAUCGGUUGGCAGGAACUGCAGGUCGAUACUUGGGUCCAGUGGCUGGUGCAUAACUCCUCUAAUCGCAACCUUUUACCAGCUGAACACGAUAUAACCCGCUCGCGUGAUUUUGCUAUCCGUGUUCUCCCGGUUGUGUCUAAACAAUGGGAUUCCAUACCAGCUAGCUCGAAGAAAGAAAUAGUUGAUUCUUUGCGGCAACAUACGGUCAUCCCCACAAAGACGGGGAUGAGUAAACCACAAGAAGCCUACUUUCCUUCAGUCCGGAUCUUUGAUGAUCUUCCAGUUGUCACCGGCCUGAAUGGCGUCAAAGAGAAAUUUCUAGGUGACUUGGGUGUGCGAAAAACUGUGGACAUUAGUAUUAUCUUUGAACGUCUUUUGAACAAUUCCAAAGAUAGGACAGAUACGGGUGCAGUAUCCCAGGCGAAAUGGAGCCAUGUCGAAUUGAUUAAAUAUUUAGCUUCUGUUCGCCAGGAUAUACCCCCAGAAGAUAUAACAAAGCUCCGCAAGGCUAAAAUAUGUUCUGCAGAGACAAAAGGUGACGGAAAACCAUCCGAAGAACGUUAUCAAGUUUCACAACUGUUUGAGCCAAACGCCGCUUUCAGAGAUCUUGGUUUUCCUCUCCUAUACUGGCCCGGAAAAUAUCUCCCCUCAAGCGCCGAGGGCAAAUUUUUGGCCUCUCUUGGGUUGAAGAGCAUACCAACAGCGGCUGAAAUGAUUAAACUCAUGGCAUAUGCUGCAGCCUCUAAUGAUUUAAGGCUUCUCGACAAAGCCAUGGGUUAUUUCAUUACAAACCAUGUCUCCAAUAAUUAUGCAAAUUUUGACUAUAGUCAAUCCAUGACUCCGUUCCUACCAGUAGAAGGGGGUGGCCUAAGUAACCCUUCAAAUUGUUUCACUGCCGAAGGAGCUGCACUGUUUGGGUUUGACAUUCUUCGCAGGGAUUUGCAUCCUCAUGCUUUGAAAUUUGGAGUGAGUCAUCACCCAUCGAUCAACGAAUGUAUCACCAUCCUCAUUAAAAAACGCCCGGAAUCGAAAUCCCAAGCAAGAGCCCUUUUUAAAUAUAUGGCCAGCCGUGUUGCUGAAAUUUCACCUCCAUCUGCCGCACGCAUUGGGCAAGCCCCCAUAAUCCCUAUAGACCGGAAACCCCUGACAGAAAAGAGCACUGCCACAAUGCAAUACGUUGCUCCUCGCAACUGUUACCUCGGUGAUUCUGACGAAUAUGGAGAUAUUUUUGAUUUUGUGGAUUUUGGCACUGAGGCAAACAUAUUUCUCCUUGCAUGUGGCUCCAAGAGGCAGCCAACACAUUCUGAACUGGCUUCUAUCCUUGUUAAGGAACCUACGAGGAUAUCAUCUAAGCUGCAGAGCUCUGAAAAGUACCUGAAGCUAUUACGAGGAAUUGCAGAGAACAUGCCAACAAUCAGAAAGGACAAAGCCCUCUUCGCAGAGAUGAAACGUGCUCCAUUCCUAUUCGCAAGCAAGGAGAUUCCUCGGAGUUCAGACACCAAGAAGUCACUUCUAGAUACGGGAGAAUCUAGUGAUGAUGAAGAAGAGGAACAGGCAAUUAAGGAGUGGCAUUUAACAAGUGCCGCGGAUGCAGUUAUCGUUGAUGACUAUUCCAGCUUUAGCCUCUUCAAGGAGAAAUUGCUCGCAGCCCCACAGGAAGAAUUACUCGAAGAUAUGUAUUCCACUCUUGGAUCUUCCAAUUUGAGCAGUUUGAUUGAUGAGACAGCUCAAUGUGGCCAACUUAGUUCUGACCAGCGCAGUGCAUGGAAACUACAAAGGCUCAUAUACGAGAGGUCUAGGCUCUUCUUGCAUGACCUUCCGAGUAACACGAUACGCCGUGAUACUCGAUGGUUAGAGAAGAACCUAAGUGUUCAGACAGUGCGCAGCAUUAAGCUGCGACGCUCUCUCCGGGGCUGGGGAAUGUCCCACGUAGAAGACCGCAGUGCUGUAAUGACACAUAAGCUAAGCAGCGUUGUUUUGUCAAUUGCAGAGGGCAAGCUUGAUCUAUAUCAGAUCAGUCAAGCUCUCGUAAGCAUUAUAUUAUCGAGGCCGAAGCUUCACUCUACACUUACAUUAGAGAUGUUGUUGAAGACAGAUCUCCUGGAAUUACGGGCAAGAGGGUACAAUGUCGAAAGAAUUCUCCGUCAGAAAGCAGCUGAAGCAAGAAUUGCAGAGCAACAGCGACAAAGCCAGCUUGAAAAGGAGAUGCAGCAGGCACGAGAAAUGCAAGAGAUGGAAAAGAAAAGAACAGAAGAGCUUCAAGAAUCGCAGCGGCUUGCAGUUCAGCAACAGCAUGAAGCAGCCAUGCCUGGUAUUUUCCCGGAUUCUCCUACAAACAGCUUGACUAGACAUUCAUCUCCGCCUCCCAUUUCGCGGCCAAAUGAAAACCAACCUCCAGGUGGUCUCCUUUCCGAUUUAACAAAGAGGUUUGGCCUGCCGUUCGAUUUCCCUCAAAAUAACUUGAAAAAGCAUCUGUCCGACAGACUUACAACCCGAGAAGAGGAGAAAAAGGAUUCUCUCCAAACUAUUACUACCUCCCCAGGGGCGUUACAGUCGCAAUUGCAAUCCGCGAUCAAUGCUUCACAGCCAUUUACAUCAAAUGAACUACGCAGUCAGGGACAACAAAAGGAAAUCGAAGAAAAGAAAACAUAUUGUGAUGAACGUCCUGCGCAAGAUCUCAAGUUCUUCUGUCUGCUGGGAGGUAUCAAGAUAUUUAUUGGAAAGGAACCCAGGGAUCCGGAAGCGUUCAUUCGUGCUAACCACUCUAACGUUGAGUUAUUUAGCAAAAUACUUACAGAUUGUGCAAAGAUCUUUGGGCUUCGCCUAGAAACUCUCAGCAUAUUCUACGAUACCAGUGGGAAAACGAUUGCUUUUAACUCUGGUGGCAGUUUGUUCUGCAAUUUCGCCUAUUUUGAACGCUUGCACCUUGAAAAAGUUGUUCGGGACGAAAGGAGGGAAGGGUUAGUGUACUGGUUCGUGAUUUUAUGCCACGAACUUGCACACAACCUUGUAUCCGAUCAUGGGGCGGAACAUGGCUUUUAUACCAAGAUCCUCACCGACAGAUAUCAGCCACGGUUGUGGACCAUACUUCCAUCCUGGGAUAAACAGAAAGUUCUCCGCAAUUACGCCGUUGGAUUUUCCUGA